This is a messenger RNA of Chenopodium quinoa (quinoa), 2290 nucleotides long. RefSeq lists its product as uncharacterized. The transcript has 3 exons. NCBI's taxonomy places the organism in Eukaryota, Viridiplantae, Streptophyta, Magnoliopsida, Caryophyllales, Amaranthaceae. The record is from RefSeq and is a predicted model, not a curated record. Bases 1 to 1665 code for a protein of 554 amino acids.
AUGAAAACCAACCGAAACACCACCCCAAAAACCCGAUCACCACCAUUCAAACCCUCCUCAAACACGGGGUCUCCACAACCGGUGCCAAUUGCGGUGGUGCAUCCAUCUGCUCAGCCAAAGAGGAAGGCUAAGGCUGUGAAGGGCGGCGACAGGAAACGGCGCGCAACCACCAAAUUCCCAUCAUGGAAUUACACUCUCGGAUAUCACAUCAACUAUGAUUGGUGUGUGGCGAGUAAGUUCACUGAAUUUACUUCUUUAAUUGAUUAUCAAAAAUGGACUCACUUGUUCCAGAAUUGUUCUCAUUACCCUGUUUAUCCUAAAUUUAUUUAUGAGUUCAAAAAUACCUUUCAAUGUGAUAAUGGUGUGUGCUCGGCCGUAGUUAAUGAUAUUCCAAUUUCGUUUGAUGCCAAUUAUCUUGGAAAUCUAUUUCAAGUUCCUGUUAAAGGCUAUUGUUCUUAUUUAAAGCACAAACAAUCUGUAAAUAUUGGCCAUAAUGAUGAAUGCAAAAUCCUUCAAUUUAUUGGAGGAAAUCCGAAAGUGAAAACUACUCACCAUCAUGCCCUAACACCCCUUCAUAAGCUACUGUUUACCUUCACCUGGAAGGACCACAAUUCCAUAUGGCUCUUUCCUUACUGUGUUGUUCAAAUCUUUUGGUAUGAUGUUGAAUGUGAAUCCCCAACAUAUCUCAAACCCGAUAAUAUCCUCUCUGAACAAUCAUUACUUAGACUGAGUCUUAGGCUUACAAAUGGCAAAGUAUGUUUUGUGCCUCGGAAAGGAGGGGAGAAAAAGAAAGGGAAAGGGAAAGAAGCUAAGGAAGAAUGUGAUGCAAGCAGUGACCAGGGUAGUGAGGAGGCUAGUGAGGGUGCUACCACCUCCAGUGAUUCUGAGGGAGAUAAGGAAGAAGAAAAAAGUUCUAACGGAGAGAAAAACAAAGAAAAAAUACUUGAGGGAGAUGUGCAAGGAGAAAAACAGGAAGAUUCUGAGGGGGAACAUAUGGAAGUUUCUGAGGGGGAAGCUCGACAAUCUGACUUACAUGAGGGGCAGGGAACUGAUCAAAGUGAGAGGGAACAUACCACAGACUCUGAGAGCACAGCUGGACCACCUGUCAUUCCUGUGUUUACAGGGGGCCUUAGAAGGAGUAAGAGGAAUGUGGUCAAGCCUGCCCUUUCUACUACACACCCUGUGACUGUAGAAACCAUCAGCUCCUCAGACAAAUCUGAUUCCACCUUCAAACCUACCCAAGUUCCCUCUUCCACUGAACCCUCUUCUAUUCCUGUCUCACCUACUAGGCAGCCUUCUCAUUCACCUUCUCCUCCUCCAUUUCAGCCUACUGGCUUUGCUGCUUUCUCUGGAACUCGUGUGUCUGUUUAUGAUUUUCAACAGGUUCAAGCAGAUAUGGAGAAGUUGACUACUCUGGUGAGCAAGAAACUGGAGGAAAUGGCCUCGGAAUUGCUUUCUCUUAAAGGCCAGGUGCAGGCUCUGGCAGAAUCUCAAGCAACCGGAUUUGCAGGCGUGGAGGCAAAGCUUGCACAGGCUGAAGGCAAGUUUAGUGAAGGCAACAAGGAGAUCUUGGAAACUAUCAACAAAGUAGCCUUUGAGGAAGUCGAGGAAGACUCUAUUGAUCCCACAAAUCCAACCCUUGAUCCUACCAAUGCAGCCUCUUAAAUCCUUGAUUGCACUUAUUCUAAUUUCAUAUGUUGAACAAUUUUAUUUUGGUCUUGUUUAAUCUCUCUGAACUUUGGUUUGUACGCCUUUAUCCUUUGCUACAUUCUCUAUGUUCCUCUUCUAUUUCCUAAAUCGGAACUUGGCUCGUAUUUUUCAUAUGAUUGUGUGUGGUUGCUGAUGAUUUAGUACCUAACUUAUUUUUGCCUUGCAUUAUUUGAGCUCACUAUUCCCUACGUAGUCUAGUGGGAGUAUAGCAAAAUGUUUUUUUUUCAAUCUUUUGAUAAUGCCAAAAGGGGGAAAAGACAAACUUCAUGGCGGCUAAAGUGUUUACCAAGGAACUCACACAUCGAAGGUACAAACUUUUCUAAGUUAAUAAAGUCCUAGUAAUCUAAGUUUUUAAACUUUUUCUAAGAUUUUAAAGUCUUUGUUAAUUUUUUCUCUUUUGCUCAGUCUUUUUAAAAUAAAUACUUUUUAGCUUUUUUUUAAGUUCUUUAAUUACUCUGUUUUUUUUUUUUGUUUUCAUGUCUUACUUUAAAUUUCUGUUGCAUGCCUGGAUGAUUUUAUUUACUUAAGUUUGUCAAUGUUUGUCAUCAUCAAAAAGGGGGAAUUUGUUGAGCCUUUUGAU